Messenger RNA from Homarus americanus (American lobster), 5355 nucleotides. RefSeq names its product protocadherin Fat 4-like. Bases 360 to 4676 code for a protein of 1438 amino acids. Gene Ontology annotation, molecular function: calcium ion binding. NCBI's taxonomy places the organism in Eukaryota, Metazoa, Arthropoda, Malacostraca, Decapoda, Nephropidae. Gene Ontology annotation, biological process: homophilic cell-cell adhesion. Gene Ontology annotation, cellular component: membrane. The transcript has 22 exons. The record is from RefSeq and is a predicted model, not a curated record.
UUAUCAAGUCGUUGUGGGAGUUAUAACUGUGUUCUGGUGCGGCGUCACACUGGUUUUUGGUGUAGUCCUUACUUGGUGGGCGUAGGAGUAAAGGAUUACAGGUGCUCCUUUACAACAGUGGUCAGGCAGUGUGAGUGUACUAAAAAGACCACAACAUCAGCGAGAGGAACAGUGAGGCAGGUGAAGGAGAGGUCGUGGCAUGGGUGAUCUACUUAGAUAUGACUACUGUCCACUGCGCACCUUCUGGGUAGUUGUUGUGUAGAAAACAACACAAACUAUUUCCGAGAGAUCGAUCAGAACUGGGAGAAGGUUUCUGAGAGAGCCUCUUCAAUUUAGUAUUAACACAGGUGACCUUAGCCAUGAGGACCAAGGCUUGGGGGGCACCUACAGCCACACACAGCAGACAGCAAGUCCCUGCACGAACACUUGGCGUGAUGGCGUCGACAAGAGGACAGUUUCGACCCUUCAGCUACAAAACACAGGCAGUGGCGACCAUCUUCAUUAUUUUCAUCACAGUCUCUUCUUCCGCGGCACAGGAUGACUGUUACUCACACAUCAAUGUCAGUGAAGGACAUGAGUUAGAAGGUAUCUCUCCUAACUUAAUUUUGAGGGUCAAUGUGGAGGAGACAACACCUAAGGACACGCCACUGUAUGCCUUGACGGUGGACGAGGACGUGACUAUGACACUCCCUGUUGAUGAAAAUUUCAUCAAAUAUUUCUCGAUGGACAAAAUAACAGAGAAGUUAAGCAUCGGAGUCAAAACGUCUUUAAUUGGAGUCCCUGAUUAUCCCAUCAAUACGAAAAGCAUAAUUGGUACGGUGACAUUUGGUGAUUUCUCCGGCGGUAUAAAAGACUGUACGGUGCAGAUGAGUCACAGCAUCCUGGACGAGAACACUAAGGCGCCCGAGUUCACCCAAAACACCUACACACUCAACAUCCGUGAGGACUACCCCGUCCAACUCGAGAUCUACAACUUGGAGGUGCAAGCCUCUGACAAUGACGGCGACUCUCCCAACAACAUGUUCACUGUAUCGGUAGAGGAUUGUCCCUUGGAGGCCACGGGGGAGUAUGGCGGUGUGGCUGGCAAGCCCUAUAACAUCAAGUUCACCCUCAAAUCACCACUCGAUUUUGAGAAGACCAAGAAGUACACCUGCACCAUCAUAGCCAAGGAUAAGGGAGCGACGUCGUUGUCAUCAGAUUCGGCGACCAUCAGUAUCACUGUAAUAGACAUGCCGGACGAGGCCCCCGUGUUUACCAGCGACUUCUACAGUGCCGACGUGGACUCAUCUUCCCCCUCAGACGAUGCCUUAGUUACGGUGCCUGAACCCAUCAGCGCUACGGACGGGGACAAGGACAUCAAUUCCCCCAUCACCUACACCAUGAAGGACGCCCGCAGUGACAUUCCAGGAACAAAUUACUUCAGCAUCGAUGAGAAGACGGGCGAGGUGAGGGUUACAAGGGAGCUGGACCAAGACAUCCUGGUUAACGUUUGGGUCAGCUUCAUCAUCACGGCUGCAGACAACAGUGGGGGAAAAAGUACCACCGUGCUGGAAGUUACCCUACCACCAGUACCCACUACUACCAUCACAACCACCACCAUCUCCACCAGUGAAGCCACCACCUGUCCCAUGUGUACCUGUCCAACCACCGAGUUCACCUCAGAGGGCACCAGUACCCCCGGCCCUACCACCAGUGAGUGCCCCACCACUGAGCCCGUCGUCUGCACUACGGAUGCCACCACCUGUGAACCUUGUACCACCACCGACCCAGGUGUCACAACGUCGUGUCCACCAUGUUCCACCCUCUCCACCUGGUUAUCCACUGUGCAGUCCUGUCCACCCUGUCCUACCACUACCACCCCAGGUACAUCUCCCUCCUCCACGCCACCAUCACCACAUACAACAGAUGGUGACACCACCUCUACCUCUUGCCCUACCACCACUUGCCCACCGUGUACCUCCCUCGUUACCGACAUGCCCACAUCCCCUACCACCACCUGCCCACCGUGUACCUCCCUCGUUACCGACAUGCCCACCUCCACUACCACCACUUGCCCACCGUGUACCUCCCUCGUUACCGACAUGCCCACCUCCCCUACCACCACCUGCCCACCGUGUACCUCCAUCCUUACCGACAUGCCCACCUCUCCCUCCUCUUGUCCACCGUGCCCUACCACAGACUCUUCUCUAGGAUCGAGUCCCUCCACAUCGCAUAGUACUCAGGACGAAACAACGACUCCAAGUUCCCUCACCACCACUACCAAUGGCCCUUUACAACCAAGCCUAAGCUUCGAGAAAGUUUCAUAUGCAGGGGAAAUUUACCCCGAGUUUAAAAGCGUCUGGCAAGUUGACGUGGUCGUGAAAGUGGCCAACAAAAACGACGUACGCUUUUCUUGGGACGAGCCGAGCACCCACUUCGCUAUCAAUAACAACGGGGAGAUCACGGUGUUGGAUGAUGACUUAAAACCCGACACCUACAACCUGAUAGCUGUGGCUACCGUGGACGACCCACCAUUGAAGGACAAGGCGAAGGUGAACAUCAAAGUGCUACCAUCAUCAAUCAAUGUGAUGAUGACAAACAGCCUCCUGACGGCAAAAGUGGAGGAGCGCAGCAGCGAGCAGGCCCUGGUCAAUGUUACAACCUCUGGGGACACUGGCACCGUCUGCAUCACCGAUGUCCAGCCCAAAACUGCCGAAGGCAAAUUCGAUAUCCAAGGGAAAGGCAACGACUGGGCAGUCAUCAUGAAGGAGAUGCUGAACUUUGACGUGGAACAUCAGGAAAUCAAACUGAAACUUGAGGCGUAUGAAGACGUAAUAAAUUGCUCCCCUAUUGGCACCACCGGCGACGAGUUACUAAGGAACCAGGCUCUAGUGGUCAUCACGGUACUUGACAUCAACGACCAGAAGCCGUACUUCAUCGUGCCUAACAGCGACAUGAAGGUCAUCGCCUACCCAAACGACAAGGCCCUUCAGAGUGUGGUGGGCCCAGUCAUUACUCUACAGGCUAAAGAUGACGAUACAGUGGGCGUCCUGACGUAUGGUCUCGUACAAUCCAAUGGCGGCUUUACGGUGGAGAAAGAGACGGGCGCCGUUUACGUCGAGGGACAGUUUGAUUGUUCCUCCAAGUGCGACCUCCAUGUCAAGGUCACCGACGGAAAGGCGAAUACAGAAGCCAGUAUCAAGGCAAUCUCAGUGGACAUGACCCACAUCUAUACCCUCACCCUUAACGACCUGGACGUGACGGAGGUGGACGACUACUUGAAGACCAUUUCCAAAGAGUCUAGUGUUCAGGUCUCCAAACUGUAUGUAAGUCCCAUCAUGGACACGGUGAGGUCACAGAGGGCCAGGACUAGACGCACCAUAAGGAAGAGGGACACCAGCGAGGAGGGGAGGACACUGCAGGUCCAUGUGUACGGCAUUGACAAAGAUGGUGAACUUAUGACUUUAGAUGACUUAAAUAAGGCACUCUCUCAGGGACACACCAACGUGAAAGCCCAGACGUUCUCGGACAAGGAGGUGUUCCAGGGGGGCGGCACUGUGAUCACCCCUGACACGGGGCUAAAGGUGGCCGUGGGUAUAUUGGGGGCCAUUGUAGGCCUUGCUGUAGUUGCCAUCGUUGGCUACUUCGCCUACCAGAGAUAUCCAAGGAAACCAGAAGCAAGAAUGACGAAGAGGGCGUCUAGUCCCAUCCCCACGCUCGGGCAAGCGUACCCCAACCUCUCCUACAGCGAGGAAAUCGAAGGUAAGGACGAGUCUCCAGGGUCCACCGGCCAUAAGACAAACGGUUCUGUGAAUAGUACGAGCAACGGGUACAGCCACAGAGAAUCUCCGCCUCUCUUCAGAAGCAACCUCUCCUCUCACAGCAGCGACCCACACAAUUCCAUCUCUAAGAGCGAGCAGCAGCAGCGAGGGUUAAGACGGGUCGACCCUGGCUCUCCCGAGUACUAUGGCCUCUCUUCACCAGCGCCUCCGCCUUCCUUCUCCACGAACGACAACACUACCACCACUGGCUCCACCUCUACCACUACUACUACCACUACAUCCUCUCCUCCUGACACCUUCAGCACUGCAUCUUCCUCCUCUUCGACCAAACCACCUGCGCCAAAUUUAUACCCAACUCUCGAGACUAUCCAGGAACAGUCUCCCAUCUACGCCAUGAUCAACAAGCCGCCGAAAAAGGAACCACCAUCUAUACCUACGACGCCAGCUAAGUCCAUCCUGAAGAGCAGUGGUGAACCCAGUGAUCACAUGUCCACAACUGCCCUUCCUCCCACCCAGCCCAGUGUGCCUGACGCCGACUACGACGAAAUUGACAACGUGCCCCCAGCCUCCAGAUUCUCUCACCUCAAAGGGUCGCCUCCCCCACGCAAGCACUCACUACCUAUUGAUGACGACGAUGAUGAGGGUGAUGAUGAAACCGGUACUGAAAAUGGCCAGAAGGUUACUUAUCCCGGGGGCAAGAAGAGCAAUCUUAAGCAAGAGGGAGCGGAGGGAAGCGAUGACGAGAAGAAAUCGGUGGCCUUCAAGGUGCUGGUAGACACUAAGGAAAUCGUGGCCGAGAACCCGGGAGCCGCACAAAAGGCAGCAGCAGUCAAAUCCAACGCCAUUGAGAUGAUGAUGGCCAACAAGAAGAAGAUAGAGGAAGAUGAGGACGAAGACGAGGAUGAAAGACUUUAGAUCAGCUAAAAGUCAUACGAGAUGAUUAUGAAGAGAGUAGCUGAAGCGAAUGCAAGAAGAUGGAAGAGGAACCACUUAGACGAAGAUAUAAUUAAGGCAACUAUGGUAACGGUAAAUGAAAAUGAAGUUAUAGACAGGAGAGUGACGAUAAAGUUAUAUAUUGCAGUUGGAAUAAGCAGCGUUUGUGUUGUGUAGUUGGAAGACAAGUCUCUCCCCAACCUAAUAUAAGAAUAUAGUCAAUAUUUAUGGUAAUCUUUGAGAAUAAUAUAAAAAAGACUAAAUAGCCAUGAAAUGUAAUGCAACGAAAAAUGAUGAAACUUAUCACGAAUGCUUACAUACCGGAACACGAGACAGAUGAUGAUCGAUUAUUAAUCAACAGGAAAGAGUUGAUAUUAGGUCAUAAUUAAAACUAAUCGGGGAAAAUUCACUAUAUCCCAGUCACUUGGUGAAAAUAAAGCCCUAAUCAACAAGGAAGUGAUGAGGAUGGCGAGUUUAGAGAUUGCAAUCCGUAAAUAUAGUGCAGGGCAGGUACACGGACCUGCAGGACUGUGUUGACCAAGGUACCAUUUUCACUCAUGUGGGGUAACUCUCAUAUUUGAUUACUGUAAAUGUUAACUUAAGGAAACGGAGUCUUCCCCGUAUAGAUAUUAUAUACUACUGAAAUACAAGUACAUUCCCA